Cinara cedri is the source of this 17399-nucleotide messenger RNA. The record is from the annotation of a GenBank genome assembly. Lineage: Eukaryota; Metazoa; Arthropoda; Insecta; Hemiptera; Aphididae.
CGCCGCCGCCGCCGCGGUCUCUCUCCGACAAUAUAAUUUUCCCUUCGGCGCGCGUCCGCGGACUAACCGCCCGGACCCGACCGCGGCAGUCGGCAGUGGUCCGCGGCGUUUGACGGUUGAAAGUUUUCCGUGCGUCGUCCGCGUGUCUUAUCGUCGUCACAAUUUCAUUACUAUCGUUGUUAUCGCGUGUUGUUUACACCGCCGCCGGAUCCCGCGGUCGUUUUACGGGCCUUACUAUUCGCGCCCGCACGUCAUCCCUGCAUAUAAUAGGCCCGACCGGGCGCGUUCUCCCGGACCGCCGCGCGGUCCCGACAACAUGUGAACCCGGACCGUCUGCUCGGCGGCAAGCGGAUCAUCAUCACCCGUCACGACGAGGAUUUAUCGCCACGCGCGUUGCCGCCGAACCCGUUUGAACUUGUGCUGCUGCGCAACUCGGUAACCGCGCGAUUCACGUUGUAGAUAACAUGUAACUAUAUUAUUAUUAUUUUUGGUCGACCGCCCGACAUUGCGCGUGUCAGGUGCAGGGCCGGAUCGAGGGGGGGCCAGGGGCUUUGGGGGCUAUAUAGCCCCGGGUCGCAUGUUGAAAGGGGGGGCCACACAAUGUGUGUUUUUGCUGAUGUCUUUUUUUUUCUUUUCUCUUACUUAUUGGUCUUUAGCCCCGGACCCCAAUAACUGACAAUCCGGCCCUGCGUAGAUGGGAAAAAAGCGCGCUCGACAUCAGCGGCCGGUGUCCCCAAAACCCGGCUGCGAGGGUGUCAAUCCCCACCGGCCGUUUUAAAACAUAAACGAUUCGACGUUGCAAUACUCAAACAAAUUCGACCGAGUAUACGAAACGAUUUGUAGGUACUACACGAUUAUGAAUUUUUCAAAAAAAAAAAAAAGAACUCAAGAAUAAGGUUUACACGAUAACAUAACAGGUGUAUUUAUAUUUUGAAGUCGUUUAUUAUGUAUAAUUAUAUCGUUUGUUGUGUUUUGCACCCCCCCCCACCCCCCACCUCAGCUGCCAAUGGACUAAUCCGCGAGUACCUACGCCACUGUCUAAUUUAUUAUGCUAUCUACACGUUUUCAAUGCGAGUGCAUAUCGAUAAAAAAUUUACACAGACUGUUCAUAAUACUAUUAAAAAACUACGAGGAGAAACAUAUGUAAUUAUUUUUUCUGGAAUGCGGUUUAUGAUGAAUUCUUACGCUCCUAUUAUAGCAGGUACUACUAAACAUCUCGGUGCAUUUGCUUUCUAAAGAUCUUCUCGAGAAAACUAUGUUCGUUUAAUACAAUAAUAAAACAUUUUAUAUUGUAAUUUAUUAAGGAAUAUGGAUUUGUUAGUUAAUUUGUAGGUAUUAUUUUUAUUUCUAAUCAAAAAAAAAAGCUUUGUUAAUAAUUCGAUAAGUGGUACGUAAAUAAUAUUGUGCAAAUAUACUCGUACUUUCUUUAUAACUAUAAUAAUAUCAAUAGGACAUUCGUUUUUUUCCCAUAUACGUAUUCAAAUUUAAAUAAUUUAUCAUUUCAUUGAAGCAUUUUUACGUGACCCAAUCGUUCUGGUUUUCAUGAACACAUUGCACGAUCCUACAAUAUAAUAGUAGCUAAUACGUCUAGGUAACCGGUUCUGUAUUUUAGAUAAAAAAAAAAAAACCGUGCGUACAGAAUAUCCACUCUUAAGUGUUUCAAAUUUAAAUAUUUACCGUGAGAAAUAUGAUGGAGAUAUAUUAUGUAGAUUUAUAUACAAUCAUUGGUGUCCGCAAUAUAAAAAUCGAAACAAUUUUCAAAAAAAAAAAAAAACUGUACAUUUAAAUACCCGUACCUAUAUCUUGAAUAUUAAUUCGCAUUUAAUUAACUUGGUUUUUCGUAUAUGCAGUUCUCCGUGUUGUGAAUUGGAAGUUGAUGUGUGAUAAAAGGGUGUGGUAUAUAAACUCGAGAGUUUGGGGGGAGGGAAUUUUUUCUGAAUUGUCUAAAAUCGACAAUAAAUCCCCAAGAAACUUUGAUUGGUGUCCAGAAAAGAAAUCGAAAUAGUUUAUUGAUUCUAUGACAAACAAUUAUUAUUAUAAUAGUAUAAUAUAUUGUUUGAAAAAAAAAAAAUCGGUUUCAAGCCGAAUUGCGACAGGUGUUAUGAUCCAACGGUUUUCGAUUCGUCUAGAGGUAUGUAAUGUAUAUAUAAUGUACAAUUUAUGUAAAAACAAAAAUAAAAAACUGCCGAGACCACACGAAUAUUACGCGUAUAACGUAUAUUGUGUACUCGCCUUGAACGUAUUUUGACGGUUAAAAAACGGACAAACUGGGAGACACGUGUUCGGAUUAACUACCUAGCCGCGCGGACUCUCCAUCCGAUAAACUGUUUCCUGCAAUUAUGCUGUACUUCGUUAUUAUUAUUUAUUUACUUUUUUUUUUUUUUAUCGUGCCCACGUUUAUUAUAGGUAUUAUUAUUAUUAUUGUGUUAAUGACAUCAUUGUUCCACGUGUGCGGCCCGUCCGAUAUUACGAAUAACACUGCGCACGACAUUACCCCGGCCGGAUUUCGGUCAGACUCUGAAGUCUGAGGGGGCUAUACACUCUUGGCGCCAGGCCCUUUUGCCCGAAACAUUUUUUUUUUUUUUUUUCAUUCAAUGUAUAUUUUUAUUAUUGACGGAGGUGGUCAUAACAUUAACAGUAUAUGACAGUGUACCAAAAAGUAAUACGUAAGGACCUCGGCGGCGAAUUAUUGCCGAAAAGCGAUGUUCGGAAUAAAAAAAGCGCUUCUUUGUAACACCAAUAGCUUCUUCGCUAUAUUUAGAAUCCAAAAAAAAAAAAAAUAAAUAAAUAACGAAACAUUGUAGCCUCCUUCGUCUUGCGACAAGCGGGGCUACAGUUUCACCCUAAACCCAAAAGAGUUCAGAAUGUUAAUGAAUUAUAAUCACGGCCUCUGCAGAUAGUUGUGCUUUCACAUUAGUUAAAAGUAUAAUUUUUUGAUCCAAAGGAAUACUGUCCCCCUCCCCCCAGAAGAUGAAUGAAAUCCGCCACUGCCCACGUAUCUAGUUAGGUAUAUUUUCGGUAAUAAAUUACACUUAUUCAACUCUGUACUUAUAGGCACCUACCUGGCUGGUGUUCAUCGAUUUUUACGAAGAAUUUCGAAUCCUUAUACAUUAAUCGUUGGUUUCGUGGAUAAUAUUUUAUCGGGUUAGAAAGAAAACAGAUGAAAAAAAAAAAAACGACCAUAGAUUUUGUACGGAACACCCAACUUCGCCAACUGGUAUAGCCGGUAUUUCGAUACAUAUAGGUAGGUAGGUAUUAUAUACGUGCUUAGCAAUCGUUUUUUAUCGUCGGUUAUAAAAACUGAUUACUUUAGCACAUUUAUGGGCUUACUGCUUAGCAUUGUUUUUCUUUUUUUUUACAACUUAGAAAAAAACUACAAACUCUUGGUAAUAACAAUAAUAAUAUUACGAAAAUAGUCAUCGCGCGAAAUGUGCCGACCACGUCAGUUUUAUAUUGAGUUCCUUAAUCCUCGAGAGCGAUACAUUAUAUUUUAUUAUAUAUACAGACACAGUGAUAUACACAUACCUAUUUUUGUACUCGAGGUUUGGCUUAGUAAUACGAUAUUCCGAAUUCGGCCUAUACGAAACCCGAGCGAAACCUAAUCUAAAUUUGAUAUUAUUAGGAUUGUAUUCGGUUUUGAUUCCGUUAAAUAGGUUAACGGGUUUUCUCCAGUUUAAUGGUUCGUAUAUUAAUCGCAGCGAUGGCAAAGUGUUAUGGUAGUAUUAUAGGUGUCUGCAAAAACUAUACGAUAAUAUUUUAACCGACUUUCUUUGAAAUUUUCCCUUUUUUUUUUAGUUUCAUUUUAGAUUAACAAUGUAACGAAAAAUCUAAUACUAAGGACAUGUUUUUCUUCCUAGGAAAACGUGUUUCAUGUAUGUUGAAAAUCGCGGAUUUUUCGCCCGAUUUGAACAAAAAAUGUUUUAGAUUAAAAACAGUUUUUUUUUUUUUUCUAAAAGUUCAAAAACCAACAACAAUUGAGACGAUACAUCGGUUUUGAUUUCAUUCAUUUCUGGAAUACCUUGGUUAAAAAGAGAAAAAACACGACUAAUAACCUUAUUUUUAGUAUACGGAGUUCAGCUUGCAAUCGUUUUUUGAUGGCAAUAAUUUAUCGUUACUUUCAAUAUACUUACUUAUAUUAAUUAUAUAAAGGAAAUUUUUACCUUUCAAAUUUUUCACCUACAAUAACAGUGGAAACAGUUUACAACAGUGGCCCAUCCAGGGUGUGAAGUGUGUCCGGUUGUUUUUGAUAGUUAUUAUCCUGGUCAUUAUUAUACUCAUUGAGUACCUAUAUAAUGCAUAAUAUUAUGUAUACCUACUCAUAAAAAAAAAAAAGUUAUUUUUAAUCGAAAAUUUUUUUUUCACAUAAUAAGCACAACGUGUUUUAGUUUAAUUUUAAUACCAUAUUAUAGUUCAUCUCUUAUACGUGCUUAUUCUAUUGUUAUGGGUGAACAACGUAAAUUAUGAUUAGUUGUAUUAUUAUUGGACACGAUUAUUAUUUGUUUGCAAUUAUUAUACCUACCUACUUCAGCAGUUCAACAAUGGUUUUUUAAUAAUUACUAUAAACCGUUAAAACAAAAAAACAAAUAAACACGCUGCUAAAGUAAAUAUGGCCAUUUAUACACGAGCCGAUUAUUUUGAUAUUUUUGGAAUGAAAAAUGAACUUUAAUUGUGAUUAAUUGAUUACGCUGAACACAUGGAUGAAAUUAACCGUUUUUUAUAUUAUAUAAUUUGGUUUUCACCGAGGUUGUCACAGACAAAUCAGUCCCCUUUUUAAUAGACAAAAUACCGGACAACAACAAUUUACUGCGAUAGGGAUAAAGAUGAACCCGGAAAAUACCAAAUAAUUUAGCUUAGUUAAAAUAUAAAUAGCAAACUAAAAAUUUUCAUUGAAAAAAAUAUACAAUAUACCUAUUUUCUAUGUUUAAAAUUAAAUAAAUUAAUGCCAAUUAUCCAUUAAAAAAAAUGAUGCAUCGAGUUCAAAAUGUGUGUAUUCGAUUUGUACUUAUAGGUACCUAUUGUUAAGCACUCGGAUGUUUCUAUCAUAAUAAAAAGUUUGGAACAUUUUUAGGCAUUGUUAAGCAGUUUGAUUCGUCAUCAGCAUACGUGAUGACUGAUGAUAAACAAAAUCUUUACGUCAAGUCAUUAAAGAAAUAUGAAACAUAAUAUUCUUUAAAUCUAAACAAUUGUGCAAAUCAUAAUAUCCUUAGAUAGUUAGAUAGGUAUUUUAUUCGCUUUAAACCGUUGAUACGUUUUAACGUGACUCCGUUUGUGUCUAUAAAUCAUUAGCAAAGAAAAUAUGGUUUAAAAUAAAAUUUAAUUCAAUAAUUCAUUGUAAAUCGCAUAUAACACCAACAAAUUUUUUUUAAAAAAAUGGACUUAUCUAAUUAUAUUUUGUUUCUAGUGUAAUAAUAAUAUUAUACUUAUAGUUGUAGAAAUGAUAAAAGCAAUAAUUCUAGUUUGCGUCCCACGAAACUUAUAGUUAUAAAAAAAUUGUCUAUACAAUAUUAUGUAUUAUAUAUCUAUCAAUAAUACACUAUACCUACCUGUUUCAUUUUUGUUAAAAAAUCUAACCUUAAAAUAAUAACGCUUUCAAUAAUACAUUAUAUUAGCCACCUACUUGACUAACACUUAAGAAACUAAAAAAAUACGAAAGUCUUUAUUGUUUUUGCCAGUUGGCCAGCUCAUUUUAUAAUCAAUAUGUAAUUUAACAUCAAAUAAAACCUUUAACAAUGUUGGGUUUAAAUUUGAAUGCUACUAUAAAACUGUACCUUUACAUAUUAUUCGCUAAAAUGUAAUAAUGCUAUGUUAAAAUACAUAACUAAUGUUUAUUAUUGUAUAACUUUAAAUAUUAGCACGUUAAAUUAACACAGAUGAUGUAUUGAAAAAAAAGAACUGUGCAAAUAAGUACAAAUAUAUAAGCGUUACCCAAGGUUUGGGCCGUUUCUUUGUUUUAUUUCAUAUUUCAAGAUACAAUAUAUUUAUAUUCAUACAUUAUAGAUUCUGAGUGGAGUGAAGAAGCUUACGAUUUUACAAAGAUGUUUAUUUUUUAUUAUUUUUUUUUUAUCUAUGGACAACUAAUUUAUAAAAUAAAUCUUGCUCGGAUUUUUAAGUUUAGCGCCUUUUCUCAAAGAAAAUCGGACUGGGGAGGUACUUUAAGGAGGUCAUUUUUCGAUUGUUUCAGGAUUUUUCUCAUCGAAUGUGAUAAACUAAGGAAAACGGGAAAAUGUAUGAAAUAUACUAAUAAAAUAUUAUGGUUUUUUUUUUCUUUGGACAACUUUUCUACCAAACAUUUUUUUUUAGCUUUUUCCGACUUUCUUCAACUACACUGCGUACUUACUCAAAUAAUUGCAACAAAAUCAUUUUAUUCACGAAAUAUAGUCUAAAAAUGUAUUAUAUAGAUUUAAUAAAUUAAAAUAAUAAUACAAUUGUAAAAUGUUUAGUGUACCUACCUACCAGAGUAAAAGUUUUGUUAUUGAUCGUUUUUUUGUAUGAAUAAUAAUUCAAGUUCAAAACGAUAUAAACAACUCAAGGGCAUUAGAGGGAAAGAGUUGUUUUCAAAGUAACUUUCAGGAUAAAUAUAAUAAACAGUUCAUAAUAAGAUAUACGUGCAUAUUGUAAUAAAUAUGUAGUCCUUGAAAAUAAAAAGUAAAAAAAAAGUGAAACUUUAGAUAGUUGCUAUACACAAAGUAACAAAAAUAAUCGUUUGGUUUAAUAUUAUAAUGGUUUUUAGAUUUUGAGCGCUAUAUUAGUUUUACUAUGAUGUGUUUUAUCUUUUCUAUGUGUAAAUUUUUCUACAUUCCACCAAUCUUCAUGUGUAGCAUAUUUUCUGAAUGCAAAUUUUGUCGAGUUGGUUCAUUAGUGAGGUCGUCUUCCGAUUUUUCUUGUAGUUUUCUUGAUAAUUGAUGGGAAAUACCAAGGAAAACGUAGACAAAAUAGGAACAUUAACGCAAUAAAUUGUAUAAAUUAUAAACUAUUGCUUGUUAAAUCGAAUUUAUUAAUAUAUUUUUCAGUGUUUGUCUUAUAUAAUAUUGCACGUGCGUUGUUUAUUAAUGCGACUUCAUAUUCAUUUUAUUCUUACCAUAACUAUAUUAUUAUAAUAUUAUUAAGACCACGCUGUAUCGCAGGUGGCACCCUAUACAAUACAUAUGCCAGACAAUUCACCUGUUCAACGAAAAAUAAACGGUCUCUAUUUGAAUUUUAAAUGGAACGAGAAAGAGUUUAGCCGUUUGUUAUUAUUAGUGUUUAUUGCAGGUUGACUGCGGGUUAGUGUUGUUAUUAUGGUUCGAAUUAAAUGUAUUUCGAUAAUGAUUUUUGGACUAAAACCGUUUAAUAAAUUCAACCUAUUUAUAGAAAAUUCAACCAAUUACCUGUCUAUUUUGUACGCGAUAUUAUUUUUAUAACCUGGACGACUAAUUCAAGUUCCAAUUGACGAUUGAUUCGGUACUCGCUUGUAUAUUUUGUUAUUAAUACGCCGUGAUUACGUGUCUCUAUGCGGUUACUGUAUGACUAGUAUCUAAUACGUUUAUUUACACUUUGUAUAAUAAUAUUAUCAUAAUAGGUGUCGUUAAAUGCUAUUAUAAUGUUCCAGUUUCCGGUUUCAAAAAAACCAGUUUCCAUCCGGAUUCUCUGUAUCCGGACGAUGCCGGGAUUAUUACCCGAAUUUAUUUUUGAUGCGAAGGAUUAUAUUAUUUUCGAUUUAACUUAUUGGUUUUUUCUUUUCUUUUUUUCUAGUCGCGAGAAGUGUUUACGGCGUUGAAUGCGGCGAUAUGGAGGCGGCAGACAUUUUACCGAUUCUACAGGAGCGCGUUGCUACCGUACCCGGAGGCCGAGACCUGGACGGCAGACCAUUGGUCGUGGUUGGCGUGCAGCCCUGGAUCAACGGCCAUUUGGACACUACGCUAAGAUACUAUUCGUCCCUGUUCAGGUACUACGUUAUACAUUAUACACACUGCAUUACUGCAGUGGUUUAAGUGGGAAAAACUUCGAGGGGAGGACUAUACUUACCAACAGUCGGCGGGCGUCCCCGAGAACUGACUUGACCCCAUCAAACUUUAGGAAACCAAUCGUGGAGACAAGACGUCAAAAAUAUUAUUCUCCCACGCACAUUUGCUCAUACAAAUUGCACGCUAAUAGCGUUUGCAAAUAAACGGCACAUCUCUCCCCAAACUAUCCUGCACAUAAUACGCCUGAUCAAUAAAAAUAAAGUAGAACGUGUAGUCUGCAGACUAUAUAUAGUACGUAUUCAAAAAUGCGUAACUACCUUAACUACUAAGUAUAGACUAUUAGUACAUCAUAUUGUAUCACCAUAAGCAGCUAUAAUAUGUAUCAGUAUUACCUAGGUAGAAUUCAUAAAAUAAAUCUCAAAUUUCGAGUGUGGGGGGAUUAUUACCCUUCAUAUUUUUAAAAAUAUCGUACGUAAUAUGAUCAGUAGUGCUGAAGUCCUAAAAAUGUAGUCGGAUGAAAUAUAUUUCAAGAGGCCCCAUCACUAAAUACAGUUAAAUUUGUAUCCAAAAUAAUGAGUAGAAUAGGUUUUUAUUUCUGUAAUGAAGUAGUCAAUAUUCAUUAAUUUUGCAACCAAGCUUUCUCUCAAAAUGAAGGGACCAUUUGCUUAUAUGCUAAAUUUAAAAAAAAAUGUCUGGCCAUGGCUUGACCUUAACAUCGAGUUCGGUGCCAUUUAAUAUGAUUAUAAGCUACACAAUUUUAGUUGGCUCAGUUUGAUAUUGAAUCAAUAGAAAAAGGCAAACAAAUGUAUAUUGUAAUACAGUUUAUAAAAUUAUUAUAUUGCUACGGUAAUAAAAUAAAUUAAUAACCGGCCGCGUAAUUAGUAUACAUUGGUAAACUAGAUUUGAAGGUUUUAGAGAGAUUUAAAAAAAACGAAACGAACAAAACUUAAAAGGAUUGAAAAUGAAGUAGGUAAUCAUAACGAUAUUUUCAAGUAUACAAGUAUUCUAGAAAAUAAAAUAUUUUUAUUUUGUCAUUUUGAUAACAUUAAUAUAAUUAACUUUAUUACCUCUGAGUAAAUUUUCUUUUUCUAAUACGUUUGAGAAAUCAAGAAGCCAUAAUAUUUAUCUAACGUACCCGAGACCAUAAAAGGUUAAAUAAUCCAUUAAAAAAAAAACUUCACUGCCAACAUUGGAAUACGAUAUAAAUAUGAUUUAUAUAAUUUAUUUAUUAAAAAAAAAAGCUGGUUUAUUUCCAAAAACACAACCUAACGUUAACAGAAUUAAUUGUUUGAAAAUAAAGAAAAUAUUUUAAAAUAAUAGUUUGAUCCUUGGUAGGAAAGUAUAUAGGUAGGUUGAUCACGAUUCAUAGGAUUCAUUCACCGACUUUCAGACGAAUAACUAAUAGCUUUAGACAGUGACGUGCCCAGGAAUGGGUGGGGAUUUACAGUAUUAAUAAUAAUUAUUAUUAAUACGCAUUUCAAGGUAGAAUCUUUUUCUAUAUCUAACUCGACAACGGGAGUUCAAAAACCGGAUACAAAAAAGCCAAUUGCUGGUCAAUAAAUCAAGUUUUUCCUUGUAAUUUUUGAAAUGAUAUAAUAUAUACAUUUCAAGAUUUAAAUUACUAAAUGUCUACUUCCCCUCUUCCUUUUCACGCCACUUUCUUUAACGGGUCAUUGGCCAUUGUCAAUAGUUUGAUCCGUGUUUUAAAUACUUCGCACGUGGGUGCAGUCACUGUUGUAGGUGGGAAGUUGGGCAGAUAGGAUACAGACGAGAAUUUAAUGUAUAUCUAAGUAACGAUAAACCAUUGCUAACGAAAAACGAUUCUGAGUGGAGUUCAUUUGAUAGUGUUGCUUUGUUAACAAUAUAUAUGUCAUAUUAUAGUAAAAUAAAAUGGCAAAAUAAAGUUAUUUAACAUAAACAUGUAAUUUCUGCAUAAUAUCUGGAUUUCAAAAAGCUAUGUUUUUUCGAAACUUAGAAAAAAAAAAUGAAAAAUUAGAUUUGUUCCACUUAACUUUUUACUCAAACAAUUUUCGUCAAAAUGUAGUAUUGAAAUCCCUUUAUAAAAAAAAAUACUGCAUUAAACUCAAUUUUUUUUUUUUACUACAAAGUAGGAUUUAAUGAACCUCCUGUUAAAUUUGUAACCAUUUCUGUUAAAUCUUAACAAUUUUACCACAGAGUACCUACCGAUUAAAAAUUAUGUACAAAACUCGCAAAAUUAAAAUGUCUAUAAAUAGCUCAAAAAUGCCUUACAUUUUUUGAAAAUUUUACUACGUCUAGAAAAAACAAAUAUAAGUUUUCUAUCCAAAUUUCAAGUCUACCAAUAUUUUUAACUGAAUUACAACAAAUAACAAAAUUGAUAAAAUAAUAAAAGCAUUAAUUUCGUAUAUUUCCCGUUUUUUUUUUUACGUUUUAUCCUGGUUUUUCUCAGAUAUUAUGAAAACCGCUUAGAAAAUCAAAAAAUGACCUCUUAAAAGUACCAUCUGGACAUCAUUCUCUUUUAGAAAUAGUGCCGCGCGUAUAUAUCUGAGCAAGAUUUAUGGUCGAACUUUUGAAUACAAUUUAAAAAAAAAUUAAUAUCAUAGUAAAACCAAUACAUUCUUCGUUACACUCAGAAUCUAAAAUUUUUACACGCUAUAUUUUAUCAAAAUGCAUAUUUCUGAGUAUUUGUUCAUAAUAUAAAUGUGUUUUUCAAACAAUUUAUAAUUUGAAUUCAAACUACAACCUCAUUGUGGAGAGAAAGUUACCGGGUUUUUGGUGUAUAUGCACGCGGUGACAUUAACUUGAACAAUAUUUACAGCGGGUAAAGGUUACACACUUCCGCAAUCGUCGUGAAUAAAUUCCAUUUAAUGCAACGAUGAUCACUUUUAGUCUCAUAUGUUUUGUGAAUAGAAUAAAAUAAAACAUAAUUUCCGGAGUAAAGUAUAAUCAUAAAAGCAGUCUCACGUAUUUUGUAUUUAACGUGGCAUUGUUUUUGUUUUUAAGACAUAUUUUAUCGUAAAUUAACCUACCUAUGUUAGUUGUAAAAAAAAAAAAAAAAAAAAUACAUCCAAUAACCCCAUUACAUAUUAUCAUAGCUAUUAUAAUAUUAUAUCCGUAUAUUUUACAAUUUUAUAAUUUAAACGAGUGUCGUAAUGAUAGACGACAAUUUAUUAUUAUAAUGCCAGUAUAGUUUUGUUGAAAGUAAAACUAAAUUUCGAAAGAUCAUAUCAAACGAAUAAAUUAUAAAUCUAUUUGGGCACGAGUACAAUUGAAUAUGUAUUGGUACUUACGUAAUUCAAUUAUGAAUUCAUUUAUUUUUUUACAGCGGUUAUUUAUAUUGUUCGUACUGCAUGAACGUGAGGUAUACCUAUAAUGUUUGUAACUUUAAAAUUAUUUAAUAAUUCAAAAAUGAUAAGUUGAAGAUACAGACCCGUUACAAAAUUGAAAGUAUUUUCGAACUGUCCAAUGAGGCAGGAACAAAUAGAUUUUUUUUAGAUCAAGUCAGUCUCGUAGAAACAAUAAGAAAGAAAGUGGAACUUUUCAAAAGUAAAACAUAUUAAUUCUGUAAUUAUAAUUUAUGGUUGUACAAAAAUACAAGGAGUACGACGGAAAUAAAAACACUUCCAUGUUACAAACCUAUUGUAACUGACUUUCUUUGGUUAUAUACGAUUAGGUUUUGAAAGUAUAUCACAUGUAAUUUGUUUUUUUAUUAUUAAAUGGGUACCAUAUUAUGAUUGAUUUAAAACUAUAAUUUAAAACCAAAUGUAAUACAUUACUUUUUCUAUUAGAUUUAUGAAUUGUGUUUGAAGUUUCAACAAAAUUGCUAUUCUCUUCAAUCAAAUAAAAUUAUUAAUAUCUUUUUAAUACCAUAAAAUUCUAAAGUACUUACUUAAUUAUAACAUAUACAAUUUCGUAAAAAUCUGUCUUGUCUGAUAAGAAAAAAAAACCCAGAAUAUUUCAAUAGUCUGUUGACCUACAAUAUAAAUUUAAGACAGUAGCCCACCUGGCGAGAAAAUAACAACACUUUUUCUUUGUUUUCAAUUUAUAUAAUUUAAAUCUUUGGAUAUAAUAGGGUUUUAUAAUGUAUUCUUUGAUGCUGUUUUCAUUUUAAUAUUAUAAUAAUGCAGGUAUCUAUGUGCAAUAACCUCUUACAUUAUUAUGUGUUAUAAUAAUACACCUGAAUUCAUUAAUAUUUAAAGACACACCUUUAAAAAAAAAAAUUGAAUUUAAUAAGAAAAAAACAGUUGUAAAGUAUUUAUUGGAAGAAUUAAAUUUAUAAAGCAUAUAUAGGGUUUUAUUUUUUUUACGGAUUAUUAUUAUAUAGGUACAUUGCAGACCAGGAAUAACGAUAAAAUUGUAUUGAUGUUUAAUAAAACUCGCUCAUAUAUUUUAUUCUCAGAGUUAUUUAAUAUAUUCAAACAACAUUAAGACUAAGCUUACGCAAACAUAAUUGUCACGAUUAUGCCGGACACGUCCGAGGUUUUUAAAAUGUCCUAAAUAUUGUAUUAAAUUACAAUAGGAUAAAUUUUGAUUUUAUAGACUAACGAUUAUCUAUUAAUAAUAUAUGGAUUAUAUAUGUUUAAAUUUAAAAAUAAAAAUGUAAAAUAAUUUGUUUUCUUCACUUGCCUACCUACAAAAUAUUAAUCGACAGAUAGGUACCUUAAAUUGAUAGAUUAAUACCUACUUCAAUUUUGAUUAAGCUAAUGAAAGUUCAAUAUUGUUAUUGCAUAAAAAAUAUUAAAUAAUUUCUCGAGUUAACUUAAUUUCUUUUUACACACCAAAGAGUAUUAAACCAAAAUAAACUAAUAAAAAUUAGUUUACAUAAGGAAUAAAUUUUAUUUAAAAAAAACAAGAGUGUGCCACGGUUGUAGGUGAGAAGUUGGUAAGGGGAAAUUGAAUUUAAAUCUGUACACAACGAUUAAUCAUUGCUAACGAAAAACGAUUCUGAGCGGAGUUCGGUUAUACAUGUUUUUUGAAAUAUUGUUUUGUUUUCUUAUACAUAUAUACGAUUUGAAAAUUAUACAAUUCGUAAAUUUUCUCGUUUUUUCCCGGUUUUUGCGCUCAGAAUCUAAAAUAACAUAGUAUCUAUAAAAAAUGAAAUAUGUACUUACCUAAUGUUAAUAUAAUUUUUUUCUAUGCAUAAUUUAUAGUCCGGAAACGAGACAGACGGGUUUGUGCGUCGUACUCGAUGCUCAGCGGAGUACGUGGAAGAUGACCAAAAGCGUUAUGCACAAAGUGUUUGAAAUCUUAGACGUGAACAUUGCGGCAAUGCUAAUCGUCAAAUUGGACGUGUUUUGGGAUAAGCAGCGUGUCGAAAACUGUACAAAAUCUAGAACUGAAGGAGAGGUAUAAAUUAAAUAAUAUUGUUCUAUGUUUAAUGAGUAAUCAAAAUUAAUUUCACUGAUUAUAUGGGAAUAUAUUAUACAUUAAGGUUACCCAAUUUUAAAAUUCACGUAUAGUCCAAAUUAUGCAACCGAUGACUUAUGUUAGACCACUUUGUAAAUUUAAAAAUAUCAUAUCAAAAGUGAAACAUUGUAGUUUGCGUAUUGUUUCAAUGCAAAUUUAAAUCAAUAAGCCUAGUUCGUUAUAAAAUGAAAAAGUGUACAGUUUGGUCCAACAUAAGCGAUUCUCCUCUAUUUGUUCGUCCGCGUGCUUAUACCUAAUAUGUGUCUACACAGCCCAUUUUCGUGCCGUUGUCGAGAAUUCAUAAGUAUGUGUCGCAAGAUCAAUUGCCAGUGGAUUUAGGCGGACUUUGGACCUACAACCACGACCAAUGGAUCCACAACCGCGUAGUGAGUAAAAAACGCAUAAUAACAUUAUUAUAAUAUGUAAACCUAACCAUUAUGUCGGCAAUGAUUUUUCGGACGUCUAUUAUGUUAUAGAGGGUCGAAGAGUUCAUCAAAAGUUCGGAAAACGCCGUGUCCGAUAUGGAGAAACUGAGGCAGCACCUGACGAACAAUCAAGACUUACUCAAACACAGCACGGCCGACAUUGUGCUGACCGUGUCCGGCGAGAAGUUCAACGUCGUCAUAGAUCACGUGAAAAAAGUGUCUCAAGCCGGACAGAUGGUGUGCCAGCGGAUCGACAAAAUGUACGCGGAUCAAGGUCAACCGUUCCCGCAGGAUGUUCUGGACACCAAAGAAGCACUCGACCGGUACACGAGAAUCGUUCACGAUAAAAUGAUGGUGGUCGUCGAUUGUUGGAACGGCGUACAGAAAAAAGUCGACAGUAUUAAGGUAUAAUAAUUUUAUUUAUGUUGUAUUAUUACUUUUUUUUUUUUUGACGUUAAUUUAUUCAUUUUUUGUUUUAAAUUUAGGAGAUGCGAUAUUUAGAACAAGGCAUCAAACACGUGGUCAAUUGGAUUCUGGGGCCGGGCGAGGAGAUGUUAAACGGUAAACAACAAGUAGGCUACGAUAUUGUUUCUGCCGAAGAAUACAAACGAAAUCACGAAGCGUUUGAACUUCAAUGCCGGGUAAGAGCCCAUCAAUACUAUUUUUCAUCGAAAACUUCUCGAUAUUAUGUUAUAAAAUGAUUAAGUAUAUAAUUGAUAUUGUUCAUAAAAAAAAGGAUACAUAUGGUCAUUAUGCCGAAUUACUGCAUAAAAUCAAUAAUCUCUUCGUUUCGAACUCUCAAUGUUACAAAGAUCUGUUGUCCCAGCGAGAUUUCAUGGAUUUUGUGUGCCGAAGUUUUGCAACACGGUUGGAACGAAGAAGAAAUUUACUAAUAACUUCCGCCCGAUUUUUUCGAUUGGUCGCAGAGGUUAAAUUUUAUUUUAAAUAUGCUAUUAGUUAGUUUUGCAGUUCUUAUAAUAUUAGAUGAACUUUUUUGUGUAGUAUUUUCAAACUACAAGUGACGUUUACGAAACAUUGGUAAUGGGUACUGAUAUCGAAGCUUUAGAGUCGGCCGACAGCACUUUGUUACAGUUAAAAGACCAGCAAGAAAAUAUUGGUAGGUAUCUUGUUUGAACUAUUUAUUUUUUGUUUUUUAUUAAAAUUAAUUUAAUUUAAUUUUGCAAUAUUUUUUCAGAAAAAAUCGAAAGAGAUCUAGUAAAAGAAGGUGAAAAAUUAUCUGACAUGUUAUCGAUGCCUGUUAAAAAUGCUAUGGGUGUCGUAUUAAGCGUUGAUUAUGAAGCAGAUAUUGUAAACGUAUCUGAAAUUUUAGAAAUGACGAAGGCUAGGUGUCAAUUGUUUUGUGAUAGUGUGGAACUGCAAAGAUUGACGUUGCAACAGGUUUCAUAUGUACUAAACUACGAAACUGAUGCUUCACAAGUAAUAUACAUGUUUUAGUUGAAUUACAUAGUAAAGUAAAGAAAUUAAAAAUGUGAAAGUUGAUAGAUUUUAAAAAAUCAAAAAAUGUAUGUGUAACAUUGUUUAUGUUUGUUUUGUUUUUUAGAUUUAUUAUUAAUAGUAUUAUUUGUAUAGGCAAUCCAGUGGUUAGAAGACUUGUAUCAUGUUCUGCUCAAAUCACAUUAUCAUGUAGGAUCAAAUGCAGAAGAAAUACAAGCUCAAAAAGAAGAACACCAAUCAUUCCAAGAAACUGCAAAAGUAAUGCAUUAAUUAAUGAUAUUUCCAAAAUCUCACUCAAUUUAAAUCCAUUGAUGAAAUUAUAUUUGUUUAGGGUACGUAUGAUUAUGGUUGCCAGUUGUUAAAUGCCGCACUAGCCUUACGGCAAUCUUGUAAAUUGACUGAAACAAGAAACUCUACAUUAGCCAAUAGUCUGUGGCAAUCUUGGAAACAGCUCGAUGACAUAAGUCAAGAGCAAUUAACCCGAUUACGAGUGUCUACCGUUUAUCAUAGAAAUGUUGAUAAGGUAUAAAAACCAAUGUACCAAAAAUUAUAAAUAAAAAAUGUGUCGUAUUAAUCUGAUGAUUAUUUUGUUGUACAUAGUAUUGUGGACAACUUAGAGAAUUAAUGGAAACUGUGCAAACUAUUCAGGACGAAAACAAUAAUAAUACCACAAAGCACAAAGGUCGAUUGCGUAAAUGUCUGGUGUCUCGAGAAAAAAUUCUGUUGGAAGUUGGACGGACUGUUCGUCUCGGGCGCAUGCUCAAAACUAGGCUUCGUGAACCUCUUUGCGUUCAACAAAAGUGAAUUAAUAUACUUUAAAACAAGAUUUGAACAAUUGUGUAUCCGAAAACGUUUUGAUAUUCUACUAAUGUGCAUAAUUUGCUGUUUCAGGAAUGAAGAUGUACGAUACCUUAAUGAGAGCGCUGUGGAUUCGGUUUGUCAAAAAUUAUCUGUAGUCACUGAACUAGCUGAACAGUUAGACUUCACUUUGUCUGGAUUAGCCCAGAGUACCAUUACACACGUGCUAGAUGAUUCCAGUGGAAAUGUUACUCAGGCGAGUUUCUCAAUUUUUUUUUCUUUUGAAUAUAAAAUGAUUUAAAUCUUUCCAAUAUUAACUGAAUUGUGUAUUAUUGUACUGCAGGAGUGGUACAUAAAUUUGAACAAAUCGAAUGAUAAUAAAGACUCAUCGUCAUCAGUGGUAAUUAAAAUGGAAGAGAAUAACAAUUGUAGUAGUCGAUCGGAUGCUGAAGACUUUGUGACGGCUUCCGAUUGUACCGGUACACCACCGUCCAGGUCGUCUUCUUAUCAUACUCCGUCUGAAGGAGAAGCUACUUCCAAUUCCCCGUGGUGGGAACUUGAUACUACCAUCGAUGCGGAAACCACUAUGGACAGCUCAAAGUGUUUGCAACUGACUGAUGAAUCUCAACAGGUAAUUAAGGAUAUUAAAAAUAUGUUUGCCUAAUUAAUUUUGUAUUAAAUUGUUAUUUCUUAUAAAUUUAUAGGAUAUUGAAGUGAAAACGGAACAUGAAGAAAAUGAUUCAUCAGAAUUGUCCAUUACAAGCGAUCAACUUCACAAGUCUGACGAUUUCGAUUGUAAAGAUGAGAGCUUGCAGUCGAUCUCAAAUGAACAAGUGAGCAGUGGGGAAGAAAAAGAUGAAAUUGUUAUUUUACAAGGUCCCAAUUACGAGCCUGAAACCAAUAAUAAUGAUUGUACAUUUUAUAAACAGAGCAUAACCAAACAGGCUUUAGCUGGUGUGUUCUAAAGGACUUUUAUAUGAUUUAUGUUUUAAUCUUAUAUUUUUAACGCACCAACAAGACUGGUACGAGACAUAAAUGUCUUAUUUUUAAUUAUGUUUAAGAUAGAAUAUUAUUACAAUUGUAUUUUAUAUUUUUAUGUAAAUUUUUUUUUUGUUAUUUAGUUUAACGAAUCAAGUAUAUACUACCAUAACGAGUCAAUGCAAAGUUGUUUAAUACUAUAUUAAAUUGAUUUUUAUCAAUUAAUAUUAUUUUUGUGUAUCUUCCUAUAUAUUAAGUAUUUUUGUAUUUCAUGAUUAUUAUUUCAAUAAAUAUAAAUAUGUGUUAAAUAAUUUAUUUCAACUGUAGAAAUCAAUAUAAAUCAAUUAUACAAUUCAUUAUGUAUUUUCUUAUUUUGUAUUUAUUUAUAAAAAAUGGCUAGUUCGACAAUAAUAGG